GCAGAGCAUGUGCUAUGCCAUCUAUUUAGAUUUAAAAAAUGUGUUCUAUACAAUCAUGAUAUAUGUUUUAUACAACCAUACAAAUAUGUUAUGUACUUUUAGUUCUCUGUAUUAUAUUUAUAUUCCCUUCAUUUCCUAAAAUUGUGCUUAUUAUUUAUUGUUGUUUUCAUUUUGAAAAUGUUGUUAUUUUUUUAUUAUAGAAAAUAAAAAGGAAAAAAUAUCAAAAAUUGGAGAGCAGUAACAAUAUUAUGUGUUAUUUAUUAAUGACAUACGAUGUGCCGUAGAAGAAGAUGGCUCAGCACCGCAGCCCUUUAUCCUGUAUCAUCUCAUCUUGAAUUGGGAAUUUGUGCUCUCCCAAAUAUGGAAAGUACCCGCCACGUGGCGGAUUCCUAGAGCAGCAAGUGUCCCCCUUUGGCCAGACGUGGCAAGUGAACCACAUAUACAACAAAAUAUGAUACCGUACAGAAGAGAGGGACCAUCGAAUUGGAUAAACUGAAGAAGCAAAGGCACACUGUAGACUAGACUGUAGAAGAAAUGCCCAUAAUCAAAUCCUCACCACCCCCAUGGCAGGUCCUGGACCUCGUCGCCCAACACCUGGACCCGGAGUCCCUUGCCGCCGCUAGCUGCGUCUCCAAAUCAUGGUCCAUUUCCAUGUCCUCCGACCACCUCUGGCAGCCCCUCUGCUCCGCCGCCUACCCCUCCCUCUCCGCCCUCCGCGCCCGCGCCGGCGAAUCCGUCCCCUACCGGAGACUCUACUCCCUCGGCCGCGUCGCCGACAACCGGCGCCUCCGAAGCCCCCCGAAACCCCGGCUCUCCCUCGGCGAUCUCCUCUUCUCCGUCGACAUCCACAGCCGCCGCGAGCGAAUCGCCACCGUGGUGAAGCCUGGGCGGGAGCUGCAGGUGGACCGGAACGAGAUAUUCCGGUUCGACAUGGAGGUGGAGACGGAGGCGGAGGUGGAGGCGGCGACGCUGGAGAAGCUGAGGAUCACGUGGAAUGUGGUGGUGGAGGGGUAUAAGGGAGUGUUUGGGAUGAUGGAGUGUGAGGGGAAAGGGAACUUUGUAUUUGGAUUGGAGGGGUGGUUCUCGAAGGAGCUGCCGGCGGCGGGGUGCUGCUCCGGUGGCGGAGUGAGUGGGCUGGUGGCUGAUCUGCGGCUGGGGUUCCGGCACGGCGGCGGAGAGGGGAAGGCGGUGGUGGAGAGGGUUAGUGUGGGGGUGUUGAAUAUAGUGAGUUGGAGAUAUGUGUGGGUGGAGGAUGCUCUUAGGUACUUGCAGCAUUUUCUUUUGCCAUCUUUUGAUUAAUUCAUUCUUCCAUUUCAGAAUAUACUUACUAGCAUUUAAUAACUAUUUAUUUUAUUAAAAAAAUCAAAAUAUUAAAAGAAAAUAAAAAAAAAAAAAUGAUGGAAUGAACCCUAAACCCAAAUCGAUCUUUUAAUAUAU
Messenger RNA from Andrographis paniculata, 1437 nucleotides. Its product is annotated as probable F-box protein At5g04010. Gene Ontology annotation, biological process: gibberellic acid mediated signaling pathway; SCF-dependent proteasomal ubiquitin-dependent protein catabolic process. The record is from RefSeq and is a predicted model, not a curated record. Gene Ontology annotation, molecular function: protein binding. The transcript has a single exon. Gene Ontology annotation, cellular component: SCF ubiquitin ligase complex. Lineage: Eukaryota; Viridiplantae; Streptophyta; Magnoliopsida; Lamiales; Acanthaceae. Bases 535 to 1299 code for a protein of 254 amino acids.